Molecule: messenger RNA, 483 nt
Organism: Ogataea philodendri
Lineage: Eukaryota; Fungi; Ascomycota; Pichiomycetes; Pichiales; Pichiaceae
Exons: 2
Coding region: 1-483 (160 amino acids)
Source: RefSeq, a predicted model, not a curated record
AUGACCAGCAGAGAUACCACGAUGAACAUCAGCCCCGACAAAGUGACCACGUUGGGAGCCAUCCACAAGGGGAAGAUCUUUUCGAACUGGACCCAGAACCGUUUCAGCACGUACUUUGUCAUCAACGAGCGGUCCUCCGAUUGCGCAGAACCCGGACCGUCUCUGGCUAAGGUGGCAGCAGAACCUUUGAAGAUGGUUCUGAUUCCGCCCUGUUUGUACAGGCUGGAAACGGUCUGGGCGAACGAGACCUUGGCGGCAGAGGUCUGCAUCACGAUCUUGACGCGUUCAAAUGGCGCCGCGAUCAGCGUCGUGGGAAUUGCGCUGAAAAACCCGGCCGCACUGAUUUGCGAUAUAGUGAGGGGUGAGUUUAGGGGAUCCAAACCAGAAACGGCGCAAACCAGCUUUUUUCCCACGUCGUAUCCCCAAAAAGACACUGCAAACAUUGGUGUCACUCCCAAAAGUGGCGACGUGACUCCUUUGUAA